Molecule: messenger RNA, 6232 nt
Organism: Harpia harpyja (harpy eagle)
Lineage: Eukaryota; Metazoa; Chordata; Aves; Accipitriformes; Accipitridae
Product: sodium/hydrogen exchanger 9B2-like
Exons: 13
Coding region: 86-1747 (553 amino acids)
Biological process (GO): proton transmembrane transport
Cellular component (GO): membrane
Molecular function (GO): antiporter activity
Source: RefSeq, a predicted model, not a curated record
UCUGCCUAUGUGACUGGUAAUGAACUAAUCAUUGAUGGAGGAUGGAGCUUGUGACUGACCCUACCUGCAAAAGGAAAUUCCUACCAUGAAAGGCAAAAAGUUUACAACAAUGGUAAAGGAGGUUAAUGUAAAUGAUAAUGAAGAUACUGAGCCAUCAGUAUGUGAGACAAAUGGCAUGAUUCCCAUGCACGAGCAAAGUGAGGAGGGACCAACAGCAGAUGCCAAAGGUACUGAUGGGAAUGUACAAACAGAAGAAACUGCUCUUCUGAAUCGUUGUGCUCAGCAACCUCCGGAACCGAUAGCAGGGUCUUCAGUACCUGCAAGAACAUGGAGGCAAAUAUUUAUUUGUCCUCCUCAGGGUUUACUGGCCCGAACAGUGACAAAUGUUGCAAUUGUGGUCCUGGUUUGGUCCGUGGUUUGGUCCAUCACUGGGACUGAGUGUCUCCCAGGUGGAAAUCUGUUUGGAAUUCUGUUUCUUUAUUUUUUUGCUGUCAUUGGAGGUAAAAUUUUUGGAUUCAUUAAAAUACGAACACUACCCCCUCUCCCUGCUCUUCUAGGGAUGCUACUUGCUGGUUUCCUAAUCCGAAAUACCCCGUUCAUUAGUGACAUCGUCCAGAUAAACCUGCGCUGGUCUGCAGCACUGAGGAAUAUUGCUCUUUCAAUUAUCUUGACCCGAGCAGGACUCGGCCUGGAUCCAAAGGCUCUUAAGAAGCUCAAAGCAGUCUGUUUACGGCUUUCUUUUGGACCAUGCAUCUCAGAAACAUGCACAGCCGCUGUUCUUGCCUACUUGUUCAUGCAUUUGCCAUGGCAAUGGGGAUUUAUAUUAGGUUUUGUUCUAGGUGCAGUCUCCCCUGCUGUGGUGGUUCCCUCAAUGCUGAUUUUACAAGCUGGGGGAUAUGGUGUGGAGAAAGGUGUCCCAACUUUGCUAAUGGCAGCCGGCAGCAUUGAUGACAUUCUGGCUAUCACAGGCUUCAACACUUGCCUUGGGAUGGCUUUCUCUUCUGGUUCUACUCUGUACAAUGUUCUUCGUGGAGUGCUGGAGGUUGCUGUUGGCAUAGCAGCUGGGGGGAUCCUGGGAAUGUUCAUUCGAUAUUUCCCAAGCCAUGAUCAGGCAUCUCUGGCAUGGAAGAGAUCGUAUUUUGUACUUGGGCUGUCCAUGUUUGCUGUUUUUGGCAGCAUCUACUUUGGCUUCCCUGGAUCAGGAGGGCUCUGCACGUUAGUCUUAGCUUUUGUUGCAGGUGUGGGAUGGUCUGAUGAAAAGAGGGAAGUAGAAAAAAUUGUCGCAGUUGCGUGGAAUAUCUUUCAACCUUUUCUUUUUGGUUUAAUUGGAGCAGAAGUAUCUGUUAUGUCUCUGAGGCCUGAAACUGUUGGGCUCUGUGUGGCUACACUAGGCAUUGCCCUAGUUGUGCGAAUUAUAGCAACAUUCCUGAUGGUGUGUUUUGCUGGGUUUAAUUUCAAGGAGAAAGUAUUUGUCUCAUUGGCAUGGAUUCCCAAAGCCACUGUCCAGGCUGCAAUAGGUUCCCUUGCCCUGGAUACAGCGAGAAGUCAUCAGGAUGAGCAACUUGAAAAGUAUGGAAUGGAUGUACUGACAGUAGCUUUCUUGGCUAUCUUGAUCACUGCUCCAAUUGGAGCCCUGGUUAUUGGCUUGGCAGGGCCCAGACUUUUGCAGAAGGCUCAGACAACUAGCAAGGAGGAUGAGGAAGGUGCUGAGGUUGGAGAAGAGGCAGAGGCCUGUGAACCUUCGUAGGACAGCCAUCUACAGCAAUAUGGUCCUUCAGCCCUUACACUCCUGCUGAGUAAACACAGCAUGUCUGUAAUCUUUAUGGAGGAAACCAAAACAAGUAUUAGUUUUGUCUGCUAUUUUAAAAGCAGCCCUGGUGGAGUUUUGUAAAAUAUUUUUAUGUGUUGAUGGUGCCUUAAGAGAUGAAAUAGCUGAACAUACAGCGAACAGGCUGGCCAGGCAGUGAGUCACUGAGAAGUCAGCAGUGAACAGUUACUUGAAAUGUGUGGGUGUGAGGCCAGGGAGAGGCUCAGAACUGUUCAGGCAUGGAGUGGAGUCAUGAGGUGGAAUAUAAACAGAAGAAAAUUGAGACUGAUGUGAAUAACUUCUUGACAGCUGAAACUGGGCUGUGAGAUGACGAGUUCAACAGCUCAAAGAAUGCAACUUCUGAAUAAGAGACUGCUGACACAUGGUGAAUGAGUCCUGCCACGGGUCGGUGAUUCCAUCUCCUUCCUCAUUUGGGCUCCAAAACUUUCCUUUUCCUAUCACUGUUCUUCCUCACAGCUCAUGCACUCCUUUGUGCCUUCAAGGCACUGUCAGCUCUGGUCGUAGCAAGAAACAGCAAGUGGUACUUAUGUGCUGAAAGAGACAGUUGGGUCCAUCACAGACUCUGAGCUCUGUUUGCUCAGUGAUCUGCAACCAGUAUCUACAAUACACAGAGAAAGAAAGAGUCCUGAGAUCAGAUAAGUCAAGCCACAGAAAACUGUUUUUAUACCAAGAUGAGGAACGUCUUUUAAGUACAGGUAAGAGAUUCAAGUAUCCUCUGCAGACUUAGCUGCCUUGCUACAUCAUUGUAAAUCUUCUAGACACACUGGUGAGAGAAAGACUUACUGGACUUUUUAAGAAAUUCAUCAGCACCUGGCAUAAAAUCUAUAUAUAUUGAAGGUGGAUCCACUUUUCCAGCAAAACAUGCUGUAACAAUACUCCAGUGUAAUUUAAGUACCAUGGUGAAAUAAAGGAGAGAGCAUUUUUCUAAAUUUCUGGAGAAUACAUUAAAUCUAAACACUUAUACAGAAAUGGAAAAGAGUUUAAAAAUGUUUUCAAAUGAGAAACAAAGUGUAAUGAGCUGGAGCACAAAUAGCUGCACAAGCACUUUGUAAGACAAGGCACUGUAAUCAAGUUCCUCUUUUAAAUUAUUUAGGAUCAGAACAUAGCAAAAUUUUGUUCUACAGUUUGUUUUUUGAGAUUAAGAUGUACAAGAAAGGAAAUACAAUAGAGCAGGCUAAGGAUGCUAAGUAGGUUGUAGUUCUCAGAAGUUACGUUAUUCUGUAUAGCUUGAUUUUAUUUGUAACAAUAAAGCACACACUCAUGCUAAUACUUUACCAGUUAGAACACAGUGGCAUUUUCGUAAAAAUUUCAAUUUUCUGGAAGUACACCAUGUAAUGAAAAUACUUUGUGGGACUAGUUUUAUGUUGUUUGAGCUUUCUACAGCCUUUGAUGUGAAAGCCACACUUACUGCAUUUUAUCUGGGAAUGCACCACAACUGUAUACAUGCUGAAGGCACUGCAAGAACUUUCAGUAGUCUUUCCACACCUGCGCUUGCAGCAGUCCCUGUGCACAAUAAUUGACAAAAUUUGCUAAGAGUCACUGCAAUAGACUAAUCUCUGUUGCUCUUUUCUCAGUUCCUCCAAAAUGCUGUAAGCCCUAAAUAAUAACAAUUAAUACUGAAAUACUUAAACAUGUUCAGUUACACAAAAUACUGAGUGACAGCAGUGCCUGUUGGUCUCUUCUAUCAUUACUGUUCCAGAACACUCCGUCAAUAGGAAUCCAAGUGCACUUUCUGACCUGAUGUGAAAGACUGACUUGGAACGUACUUUAGAAGAGAGGAAAAAUAUUUGGUCACUGAAAAAAAUUUCCAAAUUGAGUAUUUAACCUGGCUGUUGGCAAAGAGGUGGAUCUCUACAAAGCUACUCUGAAUUCCAAGACAGAACAGAUGUUCCAACAGGUGCACCAUAACCAGAAGCAGGGCACCUAUCAAGUGUGUGAUGAAUACAACUGGGCUAAGAUUGACACACAAUAAGGAAAUGUCUCACAUCAGAAUUAAACAUUGUUAAAGGAGACCAGCAAGUAAACAGCAAGUGGCAUCUAAAUACAGCUUGAAACUCCCUGAUACGCCAUCAAAAUUGGAACAGUAGUCAUGACUAUGGGAGACUCAUAUCCAGUUGGGUUCAUCCAAACGAAACAGGAACAUGACAGCUGUACUCUCUGAGAAAGGAAAUUAGAAACAAACAGGAAUAGGAAGUACAAGGGUAUUAUGUAUCAUGGUUAUUAGCUAAUAUUUAUAUCAUGCUAACUGCUGAUAAAGAGUUUUGUCCUCACUAGCCAAUGAUUUCUUUACAUAUUUCUAAUCUGGGAGUCUUUGGAAAGCCCCCAAUUACACCAAUGUGAACACUAAUGAUAAACUGACUUGUUAUUGCCAAAAGACUGCCAGAAGCUCAUACUUUUAGAUCACAAAGUCAACAUGACCAUGCUUAUAGGGCAUGAGAGACAAGAUACUGUCACAAAGUAAAAAAGUCACAGAUCUUUGGAUUGGGUGGGCAGGGAUGGGAGAAAAGCUUCACUCAAACUAAUGCAGCGGCAUCAUCCUACAACUGUAAGCUGCUCUGUGUUUUUGAAGCCAUUCAUACCUUUCUGAAGCAGAUGUAAGGCAAGUCACAAGACUGUUUAUUUUCACAGCUGAUAACUCAGAAUUCAGCAGUUACAUUGAUUCUGGAGAUUCUUUAUCAGUUCUGCUGCAUGGGAAGAGGCAGUCUUUGGAGCCAAAAAUGGAGAGUAGAGUAUCGAAGAGGUUAGUCUUCAAACUUGACUUGUGUUAGACACAGAUCAAUCCCAAAGAUAAGUCCUGGAAAGUAUCAGGAACAUCACUGAAACAGGAAUGCCCAGAGAAUUCCAAGAAGCUGAGGCCACAGACCAUAGGCCACAGUUACAUUUUCAAGGAGAGGUUGUCUUAACAUUUAGUCCAACAGUAACAAGCCCCCAAAAAAUAAUAAACACAUGCACUGGGAACAGAAAGGGACUGGCCAGUCACUGAGAGUCAAAUCAAAGCAAGUGGUCCCUGCUUGUCUUUCACCGACUACUCCUUUGAUAUCUUUUACUUUGAUUUAUGUUUUAGCUAAUUUCUGUGGAAAUGACCCUAUGCAGACCCAAAAGCAACUUCUUACAGUAACAGCUCAACUGUAAGCCAAAAUUUUAACAAGCAUUAGCUACCAGUCAAAAUGGAGAUUGGAACUGUGAUUGUAUAUUCUCUAAACUGAUGAAAUUCUUCAUGCAGAUUCAAAUUACUUACUCAAUUACAUGCUCUUCAGAACUAAUAAGCAGUUCUAUCCUAACUGUUUUCUGUUGUUUGCUUGGGUGUCGUAAAGGUGUUCACAUUGCUACACAAACUAAACACAGAGGACUCCACACACCACUUUAAUAUGUCUGUUAGCUUAUGAAGGUAGAGAGGUGACAGUCCUUUUAGCGACACAGCACACUUUAAAUAAAUUAAAAGCCAAAGCUAUGGGUAGGUUAGCAAGCCACUUUGCAAAUGACACAUUCAUGGUUCAAAUGGGUUCUGAAGACUGUUAUCAUGGUAUCACCCUUCUUUCCCUCAGUACUGUAAAAGACUAUCCACAAAACUGUCGUCUUCCUGCCUGGCAGCUUGUUACAUUAAAGUCCCUCUUAACAUGUAGGCCAAGUGUAAGACAGCCCACACAGGACUGUAUCAUGUCUCUGGAAAGAAGUCUAACACCUAGAUUGUUACAGAAACCUUGAAAAUCUGACCACAUGCUAUUUUGAGGUGAAUAUCUAUGCCGUUUUAAUGACAUGUACCAGGAUAAAAAGCAAUGGCAGCACGAGACAACACUGUUCAUUUCAGCAAACUUGAGAAGGGAAGGGUAAAGCAGCUAUGACAAGAAACUGAAAGAGGCAUCUGAGCAGCAGCAGCGUGACGAUUUAGAUAUCCACUUUCGAACCCAAGGUCAAACAUUCUUUCCUUCCUUCCUCAUUGCUUUUACCUUCAGGAGAUUCGCACUGGAUGUUAACAGUCUCCCUCUCUCUAAGCAAGCAGUUUUCCACUGUGAUUUGGUGAGGUCACGACAGACAACAGCUGUCUCAAGAUUUUUAAUCAGCACACUAUACAAUAUCCUACACAAAAGGAUCCUCCCUAUACUUUUGGUCUGUUGUUUCUACAGUUGAUGCACUACAGGAACUGAAGUUGCACCUGCCUGGAAGCUAAUGCAGGUUUACAGAAGCAAUAAAAGAGCCAACGAGCAAAGGACUGCACUGUUCCAGAUUUGGGUUCUGGCCUGCCUUUGUGAACAAGGUCUAUGCUAGCAAGUGUUUUAUAGUGCUGGUCCCUGACUAAGUUCAGUAGAUGCCACCAAAGGACAAAUACUAAUGCACUUCAAAUGUUUUAAGAUCGGUAUUUUUUCCCACUUUCCAAAAAGAAGCAAAGAAAAAUGCUUGACAUGU